GUCGUUUCCACCAUUCAGAAUCCAGGUCAACGCCAGACAGGCAAUCUCACCUCUCCACGUCUAGUCCAUGCCAAAGGUUUCGGGAUGGUCCGCAUUGGGGUUCUUCGAGAAGUCUAAAAGUACCACCGGUAAUAUAUAGGAUGAUUGCCUGAUACUGUCUGUUUGUUUCAUUCAUCUUUCGCUUCUUGUUUCCUCUUCCAUUCGAUACCAAUCGCCAGGAUGCGUUACUCUAUCGUCGCGUCGUUGCUCUCGGCUGCUACCGCAGUCUACGGCUAUGCCGACCCCAUGGCCUGCUCCGGUAUCUGCAAUAACGCUCACGAUCCGGCCCUUAUCCGUCGCGCCGAUGGCACUUAUUACCGUUUCUCUACGGGUGGUAAGAUUGCUAUUCACAGCGCGCCUUCGAUCACCGGCCCCUGGUCCUACAAGGGUGCCGCGAUUCCCGCUGGUUCCAAGAUCAACUUGGCUGGCAGAGACGAUCUCUGGGCUCCCGACGUGACCCUAGUUGGCGACACAUACUACCUGUACUACACUGUCUCCUCUUUCGGAGUCCAGAACUCUGCCAUUGGAGUUGCGACCAGCAAGGACCUCAACACCUGGACCGACCUUGGUGCCACUGGUAUCCAGUCGAGCGCGGGCAAAAACUAUAACGCUAUUGACGGUGCGCUUUACUGGGAUGGAUCCAAGUUCGUCAUGUCCUUCGGUUCCUUCUGGAGCGACCUCUUCGUCCAGAACAUGGCCAACCCACCAGUCAAGACCAGUUCUUCCACAGUGACCAACAUCGCCUUCAAACCCGAGGGAGAGCACGCCCAGGAAGCUCCGUUCAUUGCUCUGAACGGCAACUACCACUACCUCUUCUUUUCCGUCGGCAAGUGCUGCGGCUUCGACGCCAACAGGCCUGCCGCGGGUCAGGAGUAUAAGAUCCAAGUCUGCAGAUCUACCAGCGCCACUGGUGGCUUCAAGGACAAGAACGGUGUCGACUGCACCAAGGGUGGCGGUACCACUGUCUUGGAGUCCCACGGCUUUGUCUACGGACCCGGUGGCCAGGGUGUCUACUACGACCCCAAGGAGGGCCCUGUCCUAUACUACCACUACGUCGACACCCGCAUCGGCUACGGCGAUGGCCAGAAGAAGUUUGGUAUCAACAAGAUCAACUGGUCCAGUGGGUGGCCUGUUGUAUAAGCGCUUGUCGCAAGUAUGGGCACAUCUGGCUAAACGUCGGCUGCUUGCUCGUCCGUCUUGGACACCUUCAUGUCUAUACCUUCUUGUCCAUACACUUUUGUAUAUACCUAUACUGUAAAUACUUGCACAA
Messenger RNA from Alternaria rosae, 1309 nucleotides. Its product is annotated as glycosyl hydrolase. Gene Ontology annotation, biological process: carbohydrate metabolic process. The coding region runs from base 220 to 1179 and encodes 319 amino acids. The transcript is spliced from 2 exons. Gene Ontology annotation, molecular function: arabinan endo-1,5-alpha-L-arabinosidase activity. NCBI's taxonomy places the organism in Eukaryota, Fungi, Ascomycota, Dothideomycetes, Pleosporales, Pleosporaceae. The record is from RefSeq and is a predicted model, not a curated record.